This is a messenger RNA of Aspergillus campestris IBT 28561, 795 nucleotides long. RefSeq lists its product as uncharacterized. The annotation marks the transcript as partial. The record is from RefSeq and is a predicted model, not a curated record. NCBI's taxonomy places the organism in Eukaryota, Fungi, Ascomycota, Eurotiomycetes, Eurotiales, Aspergillaceae. The transcript is spliced from 4 exons.
CUUGAGUCCUUGCAGCCGACGUCUUAUGGGGUUUCCUUUGUUUUUUGGGCGCUAUCCACGAUUUCAACGAGCCUGCGCAUAUACUCGCGUGGAUGGAUUAUCCAGAGCUUUGGCUGGGAUGAUUGGUGGAUGAUCUCAGUCAUGGUUGCGAACACAGCACAACAAGCACUCUUUUGUCUGUUUCUUUAUCACGGGGGUGGACUACCCUGUUCAUAUCCCCUGCGAUCUUUGAAUUUGACUCCGGCUCACAAUCCGCAGAUGCUCUUUGCAGAAGAGAUACUCUACAUAUGGAUGCAGUUCGCCAUCAAGCAGGCUUUCUUGCUCUUCUAUCUUCGGUUGACACAAACGACUUCCUUCAUCUACAGCGUAUAUGCAACAAUGGCAUUGAAUAUAGCAAUUGCCGUCGCUCUGUGGCUGCUCUACUGCCUCCAAUGCCAGCCCCUGGCGGCCUUCUGGAACCAGAUGGCCUACCCAGAUGCCAAGUGCCUCGACACCGCCAUCACCUACUACGUACCCGUUGCGUUGAACAUCCUCACAGACUUCAUCAUCCUUUUCCUCCCCAUCCGUCCUCUCUGGGCCCUCCAAGCCAGCCUGUCCCGCCGUCUAGGCGUCAUCGCCGUCGUUUCCGUCGGCGGCAUCGCAGUCAUCGUCUCCUGCCUCCGCAUCAUCGUCCUCCAUCAAUUCGCAGUCAACCCAGACUUCACCUACAUCCUCGGCCAGAUGGUCAUCAUCUCGGCCGUCGAGCUCAACGUCGCCAUAAUGGCGGCCAACGCGCCGUCUUUCAAGGCCAUCUGG